AUGGCAGUACUGGUCAGCGAGAGGAUUCAGAUGGAACUGCAAGUUUCCAACCAGAAGCAGCAGUUGGGGAUUAUGGAAACUCAGAUUUCCAAGACGAGGGCUGAAAUGUCUCAUUUUGAACAAUUACUUGUUAAUGUGCAGCAAGAAAAUUCUGAACUCGGCGAGAUCCUCAAUCGAACUCGCGAUGACAACGCAAAGUUGCUCUUGGAGAUUCAAGCUAGAGACCAGGAGAUCAAGCUGUUGAAAGAUGACCUUUCCGCUGCCACACCAGUUCUCAAUGAUUUGAGAAAGCAGCUAGAGGUUGCAGUGAUGGAGCUUGGACCUUUGAGACAAGAGGUUCCUGUACUCCGCAAUGACAACAAAAUCCAAGCGGCAGAAAUCGAAAGGUUGAAGGCCGAGAUUGAUAGGCUUCAACAGCAAUUGAGGAUGUGCGGCGUUGGCAUGCUUUUGGGCAAGUUCGAUGGUUCUGGAGAUCGUCGUGGGAAGAUUUACGUGUUGAAACUUGUUCCUGGUGGGCCGGCUGCCAUGUGCGGACAGAUCCAGCCGGAAGAUAUCCUCCACCGUGUCGAUUCCAAUGUUGUCGAUGGCUGGGAGUUGGAUCAAGUCUUCAAAGUCAUCAGAGGUCCUGAGGGCUCGCCAGUCACGCUUGAAUUCGGAAGAAUGCAUGGAAACCAGGAGAGCCGAUACCGCUUGACACUCUUUCGCCAAGACGUCAGUGCAAACGCUCAGGCGAUGGAUCGCUCCAGCGAAAGCGCGGAAAGCAAUUCAUACUAUUACAAUAAGCCGAAUGUUGGCGGCGAUGCUACAUACUACGGGUGA
Molecule: messenger RNA, 819 nt
Organism: Guillardia theta CCMP2712
Lineage: Eukaryota; Cryptophyceae; Pyrenomonadales; Geminigeraceae
Exons: 7
Coding region: 1-819 (272 amino acids)
Biological process (GO): signal transduction
Cellular component (GO): outer membrane-bounded periplasmic space
Molecular function (GO): protein binding; endopeptidase activity
Source: RefSeq, a predicted model, not a curated record